UAUAAGCAGAGAGAGGGAGAGAGAGAGAUUCCUAUUAAAUACAUAGUGGCCCUGUCAGAAACCUGAAUUUCUGGCCUUCCUUCUUGCUUAUCUUCAGACUCCCAUCUAUAUUUCUGUCUUUUGAAAAAUUAAAGAGAGAGCCCAGACAGAUCAAAAUCGCCUACCUUGUCCAGCCUUCAAUCUCUCUCUGUCUCUCUCUGGGUCCAAAACAACAAGUGAUUGAGGAAGAACCUAUUUUGCAGUUUCCAUUUUGUCCUGACCCUGUUUCUCACUUUCGUUUCUCCUGAGAUGAGAGAUAUAGUUUCUUGCUUCAGUGAGAAUGCAGUAGGAGUUUCUCCAUCUACUUGCUCCAGCUAUUCCAACAAUGCCUGCAUCUCCCCAACUCUGAUCCCUUCAGUCAGAAAUGCAGUCAUUUGUCUAUACAAAACCACCAUCUCAUCACAAAAACACCUCCUCAUCACAGUCACUUGGAGCAGAAGUCAUAUGGGUCAAGGCCUGACCGUAAACAUUGGCGAUGACCCAUCCGCAUCAUUCAAGCUGCUCAACACCAAUUCUCGGUUCCUCCGGAAAAAGAAGGGCACCAAAGUGAUUGAAUCCGCAAAUUCGCACAUCGAAGUCUUCUGGGAUCUCUCUAAUGCCAAGUAUGAUAGCGGACCAGAACCAGCCGAAGAGUUCUAUGUGCUUGUCAUGAUUGACUCAGAAUUAGGCCUUUUCCUCGGCGACAUGGCUAAAGAAGCCGUGGCGAAGAAGUUCAAGACCGGUAACGUGGCUGCUAAAUUCUCUCUCGUUUCGAGGAGAGAGCACUGUUCUGGCAAUACCCUUUACAGCACAAAGGCUCAGUUUAGCGAUACUGGGAUUGUGCACGACAUUUUAAUCCGCUGCAGCAGCGAAAACGAAGGGUUUAAGCAUCCGGUGUUGAGCGUUUACAUCGAUAAGAAGAUGGUGAUGAGAGUGAAGAGGUUGCAGUGGAAUUUCAGGGGAAACCAGACGAUUUUCACUGAUGGUUUGCUGGUGGAUUUGAUGUGGGAUGUGCAUGACUGGUUCUUCAAUCCGGCGUCGGGUUAUGCGGUGUUCAUGUUUAGGACAAGGAGUGGAUUUGAUAGCAGAUUGUGGUUGGAGGAGAAGAUGGACCAGAAAGAUCAAGAUAGGAUUGAAUUCUCCUUGUUGAUUUAUGCAAGUAAGAGUCCCUGAAAGACUGAAUUUUAGCUGAAAACAUACACUGGUUUUCAUUUGGCUCUUCUCUAUACUGAUGUCUAUAGAUUUUUACAUCUGGUUUUC
Syzygium oleosum is the source of this 1278-nucleotide messenger RNA. RefSeq lists its product as uncharacterized. The record is from RefSeq and is a predicted model, not a curated record. The transcript has a single exon. Lineage: Eukaryota; Viridiplantae; Streptophyta; Magnoliopsida; Myrtales; Myrtaceae. The coding region runs from base 289 to 1191 and encodes 300 amino acids.